AGAAAAAGAAAAAAAGGUCAAGCUCUGAACAAUAGUACUAAAACCUCCCCGGCGCUGAGUAUUAAAGCUCAGAACCAAAACAGACCUAGAAACAAACCCAUCGAUGGAGGUCUCUUGUCAAUUCAAUUCUUUCAAGGAAGACAACAGUGAAAGUGGAGACUCCGACCCAGAAUACGAUUCGGAUGAAGACCCGAGUUACAGCAUUCUUGAAGAAACCCAUGCCAAGUUCUCUAACCUCUCAAUCGAGAAGAAGAAGAAAUCAAAGGCUCGGAUUGCUGAAGAUAUGAAUAUGGGUAGUAAGGGAGAUCCACAUGACGUGGGGGUGGUUGUGCCAGAACUUGAUGAGGAAGACGCGAAAAGCUUUGAAAAAGUGCAAAAGAUCAUAGAAGAUGGUCAGCUGGAGAAACUGAAAGUCGACCAGUGUAAGGUUUAUCUGAGGAAGAAUCGAUUGAGACUGACUGGCAAUAAAGAUACGCUCAUUCAGCGCAUUAAGGAGCAUACAGAGAUUGUAAAUGGAGGGGAGAAGAAAUACCCCAUCUCUAGUUUUGUAUUGAAUUGUAAAGGUGAUGCAUGCACUGGUGAUGUUGUUAUGUUUGAGCAAAAUGUUUAUGAAAUGUUCAAUAUAGCAUCCCGAAGUGCCAGUGGUCCUCCUUGUGGCACAAGGAUUGUUGCAGGGCGCAUUGUGAAAGAAAGUUAUGGUGCUGCCAAGCAACAGCAUACUUUCACGAUAGAAGUACUCUGGAGCAAGGGAGAGAAACCAUUCCCUCCACUUCAUCCCCUCCUAAUUAAGGGUCGAAACCUUUACCGGUUGAAGACUCUGAGACAGAGAUGGGAAGAUGAAGGGGAGAGGCGGAAAAUUCUGAUGGACAAGCACUCCAGGGGGUGUGUUGCUAGGUCUGAUAGAGAAGCACGGAUCCAAGAGAAGGAAAUGAGGAAAGUGCUCAAGGAAACUAGAAAGGAGUCAAAGAGGAACCACUCUCAGUUCAAUUCAUCCUUAGCUGAUGCAAUCCAGCCACUACAGUCAGGGAAACCGGCAGUUUCCCAGCAGCAGUUUGGUGUAUCCAUUGCUGGGAAACCAUCAAUGAGAUAUCAGCAGCCGGGGUUGUUGAGUGAUUUAGGAAAGCCAACAAUGCAAUCUCAACCAGCAGAUUUAUCUCUUGCACCACCAAGACAGGCGGCAUUACAAAGUAAUUAUCGCCAGCAAGCUUCUCAUAACAUUGUUGGCUGUCGGGAGGUUCCUCACCUAAGAGGUUAUGAAUUUCAUUCAAAUUACAAGCGGCCAAACUUUCACCCGAAUGACCAUCAAGUUCCUGCUAAUAAAUAUUCAAAUGUUAGCGGGACAAGAGGGUCAUCAUCAUCAGACAGUACUUAUCAUAGGCAGCCAUUGGCAAACAUGAACCUCUUUCCACCAAUGAAUCCAUUGCCCAGGCAACGCCACAAGCAACCACAGCUGUGCCGAUAUUAUGCUCAAGGGAGGUGCCAUUUUGGAGAUAAUUGCAAAUUCGUUCACGAAUCAAGAAGGACACUCUAUUUAUAAAAAAUAUCCAGUGAUCAGAGGAAGUUGAGAAGAUGGGCUUUUUGAACACAAAAUAUUCAGUCCGAACCUUGGCGAUUUUGGUGGAAGCUUAGAGAUUAUUUUGUUCAACGAGUUCGUUGAAUUUUGUGUUUUCUUUAAAUGCUUGUACUUCGUUGGGCUUCUCGGAAAUUACUUAUUUUGAACAUCGAUCAGGAUCCCCUACAAUUAAGUGAUUUAAGUGAUUUUCAAAUUACGUGA
Messenger RNA from Corylus avellana, 1774 nucleotides. RefSeq names its product zinc finger CCCH domain-containing protein 62. The record is from RefSeq and is a predicted model, not a curated record. Lineage: Eukaryota; Viridiplantae; Streptophyta; Magnoliopsida; Fagales; Betulaceae.